Molecule: messenger RNA, 1605 nt
Organism: Fusarium graminearum PH-1
Lineage: Eukaryota; Fungi; Ascomycota; Sordariomycetes; Hypocreales; Nectriaceae
Exons: 2
Coding region: 1-1605 (534 amino acids)
Source: RefSeq, a predicted model, not a curated record
AUGGUCGUAUCAGCUGCAAGCCGAAAGUCUACAGGGAUUCAUGCCGUGACUGAAACCCUCGAUCGCAUUCAGGACAACACUGGCACAGCCUCAAUCAGCAUUGGUGUUCUUCACCAAGGAGAGGUCAUCUACACCCGCAGCAGAGGUGUCCGCGAUGUCGACUCAGGGCAAGCCGCCGAUCCGGACACCAAUUACCUCCUAUGCUCCGUCUCCAAAGCCUUCACAGCUUCAUGCUGUGGAUUACUGGUCCACGAAGGAAAACUGAAAUGGAACGAACCGAUGCAAUCAUACAUACCAUUCAAGAAUACCAUCGACCCUGUCAUUGGCCAAAGGGCAACAGUUCAGGAUGCGCUUUCGCACAAUACCGGGCUCGCGCACUUGGACCUCACCUGGCUUGGUGUGGAGUGCGAGUACCUACUGAAAAGGGAUGACUUGCUGGAUGUUGUCAGCUAUCUUCCCCCGGUGCACGACCUUCGUUGUGGGUUUCACUACAACAACUACAUGUUUGCCGUAGCCGGUGCGGUCAUCACGCAGCAGUCUGGGCAGCCGUGGUAUGAAUAUCUCAAGGAAAGGAUCCUGGAACCGCUAGACUUGAGCCGCACAACGACAAAUCGCACCAAGCUACCAGAUGACAACUAUGCGGCCCCUCACGUUGUUCUUGACGAUUACUCGCUACACAAGCAGAAGCCUGUCGACAUGGCUUCGGAUGAUUCUCUUAUGGGACCUGCUGGGGCUGUCUGGUCGUGUGUCACAGACAUGAUGAAAUGGGCCAAGGCUCUCCUCACAGCCAUGCACAGUGAGACUGAAACGCCCCUCAAGCAAGUAUCGACAAUUGUGUCACACAAGGCCAACAUUACUACAUCAUCCAUCGGCGAGAACACGUAUGGCCUUGGGUUUGCCCGUGCUACAAUCCCUUCUACCGAGUUGGGCAUGAUAUCUCUCAAUGGUCCCCAGCGCGAGCAUGUCAUCGGUCGAUCGUCGCAGCCUCGCUUGGUUCUUUAUCACAAUGGGGGCCAAUCCGGGUACUUGACAUCAUUCUAUCUGUUCCCUGAAACGAAUUCAGCCAUCGUCGCUUUGGGAAACUCGUAUGGGCUCGGUGAUGGGCCUGACUGGACUGCACAAGCCCUAGCACAAGCAAUGUUUGACCUGCAGCCACGCGUUGACUUUGCAGAAGCAUCAUUGGCCAAAGCCAAGUCUGAGUACGAAAGAUAUGACCGUCUGGUCGCAGAGUUUACACAACAACGCGAUCAAGAGCGCGCGAAAUCAGAGGGGCCACAUGAGGUUCCAUUGGAAGACUACGUGGGCAGGUAUCAUAACACAGGCUUGAAGAUGACGCUCGCUAUCAACAAGGACACGGAUGGAACCCUGAAGCUGAUUUUUAAUGAUGUACCGUCCCAACAGCAUAAGCUCACACACUUUGCAUGGGACAAGCUGGGCUUUAUGCCAGCCUCGCGCGAAGAGCUUAUCUUGAGGGAAUUUAUUGAUUGGUUCAAGUGGGAUCAGUUUGUUUUGGUAUUCCACCGCGAGAACAAGUCACAAGAGGUAGUAGCUGUUAAUUGGGCUAUGCAGGUCGGUAUCGAGCCGCUGCGUUUUGAUAAGUUGUGA